Fusarium verticillioides 7600 is the source of this 5005-nucleotide messenger RNA. RefSeq lists its product as hypothetical. The record is from RefSeq and is a predicted model, not a curated record. Lineage: Eukaryota; Fungi; Ascomycota; Sordariomycetes; Hypocreales; Nectriaceae. Gene Ontology annotation, biological process: dephosphorylation. The transcript has 2 exons. Gene Ontology annotation, molecular function: phosphatase activity. The coding region runs from base 396 to 2750 and encodes 784 amino acids.
UUUUGGUAGUUGACAGCAGCGCUGAGCCCCGCCUGCCAUAGACCUUGCCUUAGUUAUGCCAAGUGGGCGCCUGUGGCUCGUGAUGAUGAGUGUGAGCUGUCUCUGGCUCUAAAAGAAACUCCAUCCAUUAAUACUCAGAGUCGAGACCAAGGUUUUCCCCCUUGCGCCUCUAAUUUUUCUUACUUUGGAAGUGACGAAUAUGUCAGAGUCCGUCUCAUAACCUCGCCUCCAAGGUCGCCUAACAACAUCUACUUCUUCAUCUUCCGGCGGCCCCGCGAUAUUGAGCUACCUCUACUACAUCACCAGAGCUUCCGAGAAAUCGUCCAUACCGACAUACAAAGAGAUCAUUGAUACAAUAUAAACUUUACAAAGAGACAUCUCUCGGCGUCUAGCGAAUGCAAGGCGGCAAGGCCACUGUUGUCAAAAUGGAAGCCCGAAAGAUCAUCGAGAGCGUCCAGGGUAUCUAUGGCGGCCAAACAACUCAUGGCACUUUGCGACUGACCGAUUUCCAUCUGGUGUUCUGCGCACCCAUCGAUCAAUCCGCCAAAACCUCAGAAAGUUCGUCUCACAAGCCCAAAGUUCGCGAGAGAUGGAUUCCAUAUCCCAUGCUGUGCUAUUGCGCACUUCGGCCGGUGCCUCCUGGAUCUCGCCAGGCUCCGUCGAUCCGUUUGCGAUGUCGUGACUUCACCUUUGUGACAUUCAACUUCACCGACAGUGAGAUUGCCCGAGAAACUUUCGAUUUUAUCAAGUCUCGGACUUGCAAGCUAGGAACAGUAGAGAAGCUAUAUGCUUUCUCCCACAAGCCUCUAAAGCAUGAGCGAGAGGUUGACGGUUGGUCAGUCUAUGAUCCUAAAGCAGAGUUCAGACGCCAGGGCAUCAGCGAGAAAUUGCCUGACAAAGGUUGGAGGAUCACGCAUAUCAACAAGGACUAUACCUUUUGCGAUACCUAUCCUGCAUUUCUGGUUGUUCCCUCGAAAAUCUCAGACAAUGUCCUUAAAUAUGCGAAGGAGUUCCGCUCGAGAAACCGCGUGCCGGCUCUGUCGUACAUCCAUCCGGUAAACAACUGUACCAUCACUCGAAGCUCGCAGCCCCUCUCCGGCAUCACAAGGAAGACAAACGUGCAGGAUGAGAAACUAGUAGCAGCAUCUUUCAACGCCCUUUUGCCGCCAGGGUCCGAGGAGAGCACCCCUCUAUCGAGCCAGCCCGAUGUCUCCCUUGGAAACUCAUCACUGGAGCCGGAGCUUUCAGAAACUGAACGGUAUGAAGAUGAGCUCAUUUCGAGAUCCGCUGCCGUUUAUGACUCUUCCGGAAAGCGUCAAGUAUAUGGUGCACAGCAGAGCAACCUGAUUGUGGAUGCUCGUCCUACUAUCAAUGCAAUGGUGAAUCAAGUACAGGGUAUGGGCUCGGAGAAUAUGGACAAGUACAAGUUUGCACGCAAGAUAUUCCUUAGUAUUGAGAAUAUUCACGUCAUGCGAAGCUCUCUCAACAAGGUCAUUGACGCACUCAAAGACGCCGACAUUUCACCUUUACCGCCAAACAGAGAGCUGCUCCAUCAGAGUGGCUGGUUACGGCACAUCCAUGAUGUUCUGGAUGGCUCAGCUAUAAUUGCAAGACAGAUCGGGAUCAACCAUUCACACGUUCUCAUCCACUGCUCCGACGGCUGGGACCGUACCAGCCAGCUCAGUGCUUUGGCUCAAAUCAUGCUGGACCCCUACUACCGCACAAUUGAGGGUUUUAUUGUUCUUGUGGAAAAGGAUUGGUUGUCCUUCGGUCACAUGUUCAGGCUUCGAUCGGGUCACCUGAACCACGAGGAUUGGUUCGCCGUGCAGAGAGAUGCUUUUGCAGGUUCCAAGGUUCAGCCCGGGGAGAACGAUGGCCGGGGUGACGCAUUCCAGAAUGUGCUGAGCGGUGCAAAGCGUUUCUUCAACCAGAAUAAAGAUGACCCCGACUUGGCUGCAGUUAGUGAAACAGCCCCUGGAAAGGUUGUUGAUGAUGAAGCUACCUCUCCAAAGAUGGUCAGUCCUGUCUUUCACCAGUUUCUUGACUGCACCUAUCAACUUUUACGCCAAAACAAGACUCGUUUUGAGUAUAACGAGCGCUUCCUGCGCCGCCUUCUAUACCACCUGUACUCGUGUCAGUACGGCACUUUCCUCUUUAAUUCAGAGAAGCAGAGAAAAGAUGCGCGGGCCGCAGAACGGACGUCUUCCGUUUGGGACUACUUUCUGUGUCGGCGAGCUGAGUUCAUAAACCCCGACUUCGAUGCCAGUAUCGACGAUCACGUCAAGGGACAGGAGCGGAUCUUGUUACCGCGACUGAAGGAGAUAAGGUGGUGGCAUCAGCUGUUCGGAAGAACUGAGGAUGAGAUGAACGGCGGUUUGAACGCCGCUGCCGCUGCAGAGACUGACCGCCAAACCGCUAUAUCAAAUUUACAGUAUCCUAGCGUUAUCCAGGCAGAUGCCGAUCCUCGGUCAUCCAGCUCAGGCUCCAAGUCGGGGCCACCCUCGGUUCUCACUGGAGUUGAGACUGCCCACGAGACACUCACCCCUGAAUCACGACAUGUACCAAUCGAACGGAGCGCAUCUACCGAACCCAGCGGCAAUGCCUUUGCCGCUAUCAGGGACGGGAUUGCAGGUCUCAAUCUAGGCAAGGGAAUGCUGGGGCAACUUACAAAUACUGGCGAGUCAGCAUCGUCGUCAAGUUCAGCUCCUGCACCAGCUCGUAGCGACCAGGAGCUACGUGAGAUGACAUAGAAGGUCAUGUUUCCAGAGUCGGAUCCUGGCCCUUACUUGAUUAUCGAGACCCAUGAAUCCGUGCGGCACUAUUGUCCAUGGCUACACCCACCCGUAGCACCGCCGCUUCUAACAACAGAAUCUGACGCACCGUCAACGCUUGAGCGCUGCAGUUCUUACAGUGUACCCAGCGAUCUCAGUGGAGAAUGGGAGUAUAUCAAACGGCGCGACUCUGAGUCUCUGGGCCUUCACUCAAGACUUAACUCCAUUGAUAGUCUCCAGCCCGACGUGGGCCUGCCAACGCCAUGUCACUCUCCAUCUAUUGAAAUGCCAAAACCUGUGGCAAAGCUCGAGAGAGUCCUCUUCAAAUCUGAUAGGCAGAGGCGUGCGAUGGCAAAUUCAAUGAUGUAGGCAGAGCAUUCAGGUUAUGAUGUCUGAGUUGCCAAACUUGGUUUCCUGAUUACACAUGCGGACGUUUUUAUUGGCGUUAGAGGCACAUCAUGAGCCGGCAUUGGCGUUUCGCUUGAGUGGUGAUGACAUUCUGAUUUUGCGCCAAUCGCGCUGUACACGGCGAGGGCUUAGACAGCAAUAGACUCCUUGAAGACUACAUGAAUUAGGUAGGUAGUUAUAGAGUAUAAUAAACCAAACCCUUCGGUUACUCAUAGGUUCAACUCGGCCUUGUUUGGUUUCUUCUUUAUUUUUGUCUAUCUUGUAAGGUCUUCCUAGUUGUGGAAACGUGUUUGUUCACAUUGAAGCAUAUCCACAUGAUUUCGUUGCGUCCGUCGCCGCUUUUAGCUGCUCUAACCCUCGUGUUGUAGGUUUUCUUUAGAUUCUUUGACAUUACAGGAAAACCUCGAGAUUGAUCUCGAGAGUGCUGACAGGGUAUCUAUGAAUAUGUUAGCGAUGCCACAUCGAUAGUGGCCGGCAUGGGGGCUCACUUCAAAUCAAACUUCUCCAACACGGUAGGAUGCAAGAUGCCGAACUCGCCGAUGCGUCUCUCUUUUCCGCCAAGACGGAGAUAUACGGAAGCAGCAUGGCCAGCAAAGAAGGUGGCAUCAUCAAGCUCCUCGAUCCAGUAACCAUCGGGCUUGCUGGGGUUCUCCUUGACCUCAUAAUCGACACUCUUGCCAGAAAGACCCUCCUCGUGGGUGAGGAAUGCAGUUCGAAGCAUGAGAAGAACACGAUCAAGCAGGCCAUGGACGACCUCGAAACCACUUGUUCGACCGUACCAGGCGGCGGCGAAAUGCCGCUCGUUGCGAGCCUUGCGUUCUUGAGACUCAUCCUUGAAGACAACGUCAGAGACCUCAAAGAUCUUCAUUGGCACACUAUGGCCCUUGUUCUCACGAAUAGUCUUGAGAAGACCAGGUAGAAGAGUUGAUCGCACGACCUGAUACUCAGCGGUCUUGGGGUUGGCCAGACGUACGACGGUGUUUCCGUCAUCGUUACGGUUUAGCCAAGCAAAGUUCUCGUCGUGACUGCACAAGAUUAGGGGCAUAACCUCACUCCAGCCAGCAACGGCGGCCUCGAUUCGGAUAAUAUCACUGAGCUUGUUGACCAGCAGGGGGGCACCAACGGUAGCACUUCGUGAAGGAGCAGUACGAGGAAGGUUGUUGUAUCCGUAGCACACAGCAAGAUCUUCCAUCACGUCGCAUUGAUGAAGGACAUCCGCUCGGGUUGGGGGGAUAGCAACCUCGAGGAUGUUGGAAUCUUUUGUUGAGGGUGUAGAGGUGUAGGACAUCUUGGAGAGAAGCUUGCACAGGCUCUCGGGAGACUCGGUGAGCCCGGUGCAGCUGUUGAGGUAGUCGAUUUCAACCUCAGCAACUCUGGGCUUCAGGUUAGGAGUGACUCGGGUUUGGUUGUUAUGGUCGGAGUUGAUCUGGACGGGCUCGACAGUGAAAGGCUCAGAGCAGUACAUGGAGAACAUGGUGACCAUGAUGUCGGUGACGAUGUCGAGUUUGGUGAGGUCGGUGGCGGUGAUUUCAAUAAAAACAUUGGUGGUGUCAAGUGUAAUCUUGGAGUGAUCACCGUUGAUAAUUGGAGGAAGGGAACAGACAACACGGUUGGAGUCGUAGAUCGCAGGGUAGACUGGUGAGUCGCGAAUGAUGUGGAGGAAGCGGCCCAGGUGCUUAUCAGUCUCAUAGAAGUUCAUCAACUCAGCAGAGUCCAUCUCCUUGGUCUGGUUCAGGGGGAUGAACUUAAUAUCCUUGGGGGGGAGAGCCUCAUAGGUGAAGGGACCUUUGAUAGUAUCAUAGUCGUGGGUACCAAUGGAGACUAGU